AUGGCAUCAAUUCGAGAUUACAUAGCACAAGCUUUACCUGAAGGUGUCACUGUAGAGGUCGCCAACCUUCGAAGCAUCGCUAAGGAAAGCAGCGCACUGACAAUUCCUCUGCCUGGGUAUCGAGACAACCUGGAUAAGACCAUCAAGGUAGAACAUUUCAUUGUCCUCAGCUGUGGCAGAAAAACAUUUUUUGCAAUUCAGGUGUAUGUCUUUUUGACCGUUAAGAACAGCACGGUUGUCGAAAGGCUUUUCUACAUUUCCAAAGCUGACACGAAUGGAUACUGUACGCAAGAAAUAGGCAUUAGUCGGUUGACCAAAGCGAUCCUGACGUAUCUCUUAGCGCUCAAUCCUCUGUGCUAUUUGUCAAGUGUUAAACCCUUGAGGAGAAACCUAGGCUGCAAAGAAGAGCUUAUCACAAAGGAGACGUCUUGCAGACAAGCAUUGAGGAUAAUGGCCAAUAGAAUUCUUACGGGAAAAGCCACGCAUCCAAAAAUCGAAAGUUCUCAAGCGUUCCUUUCUUACGACGAAAUGAGCAAUGACUUGAGGACAAAGAUUUGUCUUUUUACGAGACCGGAACCCCAAUAUCUUUUCCCAAAUUCAUCACUAAACUCCAAAAAGCAUUUGCUGAACGGCGAGCAGCUUUUAAGCUGGUGGUUGACAAUCAUUGACGAAAUUAUAAUUGCCGAUUUUGAGAGGGACUCACUACGAGCGAAAUUGAAGCUGCCUGGAGAGGACUUGAAAUUAGUUCACAAGAUUUUAGAGCGCAGACAUUGCGAAGCAUGGCAGGAAGGUGACAUCUUCGAGCCAUCACAGUCAAAUUUGGCUGUUUUGAGUUUCCCAGUUUUUCCUGACGAUCCCAAAAGCCGGUUUUUAGAGGCGCUGAUCGAGGAAAAUAGAGCAACGGAUGUCAAUAGGGAAGAAUUUUGGGCCGAACUUCAGGGAAGACAAGAAUUCCGGUUAGGUGUGACGGUGUCGGUUAUCGGGAUAUGUGGUAAAACCAAAAAGCGUCUCCUGUAUCCAAUUGCUGACGAGACUAUUGAGGCUUCCUCUAGAAGUGGCAUGGAGAGUCUGAAAAGUUUCAUCACUGGUGAGCAAUAUGACACCGAUGAGGGCGCAUCAGAUGCAUACAUGAACUUAACAGAUUUUUUGCAAAUCGGACGUCAGAGAGCGCAGCUCUCUGUCAUAGGUCAAUUAAAAACUGCAAGUUGUAGAAAUCAAGUAAAACGUCCUGCUGCAGUCGUGGCCAAUGUACUGGAUACCAAUUUGGUUCGUCGCAAGAAGCCCAAAAGAGCUAUGCCGGCGUCCCAAAUUUGA
This is a messenger RNA of Lachancea mirantina, 1314 nucleotides long. The record is from the annotation of a GenBank genome assembly. Lineage: Eukaryota; Fungi; Ascomycota; Saccharomycetes; Saccharomycetales; Saccharomycetaceae.